AUGCUGUCUUCGACCUACAAGUUCUUCCCUCCCGAGUUAUCUCGUGUUCACAUUGCGCUCUUUACAAACGUUCAAAAUGCAUCCGAAUUGAGAUCGCGACUUAUUAAGGCCUCAACUAUGGAAGGAGAAGAAGGCGAGGAGGAGAGGGAAGCUGUGAAUUUUGCUUUUGUGGAUGCUGCACCAAUAACUAGCCUGCUACACCUCCAGACGGCAAUUCAACAGGCAACGCUUGCAUCGACAGAUGGGACUUUGCGCACCAAAACCGUCCACUCAGAGAUACUAUGGGCUCUAAACAAUAGUAACAACAUCAGCGAAUCCAUCAAAAGAUUUGGCAUCUCCGAUUCGUCCAAAUCUGUGUUUGUCGUGCGGGUUACCAGUCCUGAGCUUUCCGUUGAAAAUAUACUGGGGUCAAUGAAAGCCGCUAUCCAGGGUGAAGAAGUUCCGAUCGAGGCUCUAUCAGAAAUUACCGACUGGCCACUCGUGUGCAAGUAUUACAAAGUUUCGAACGACCCGGCCGUAGUAGAGUUAACAAAAGGAAGCAAAGAAGAAUCUCAAAAGUUCUCCGAGGAAGCCAAGGCAGCAAUCAAUGAAAUCGUCGUAAGCUCUGUAGCAAUGAAGAAUGUCAUGUCGUGA
Rhizoctonia solani is the source of this 633-nucleotide messenger RNA. Its product is annotated as kinase domain protein. The record is from RefSeq and is a predicted model, not a curated record. The transcript has 4 exons. Gene Ontology annotation, cellular component: EKC/KEOPS complex; nucleus; cytosol. The coding region runs from base 1 to 633 and encodes 210 amino acids. Lineage: Eukaryota; Fungi; Basidiomycota; Agaricomycetes; Cantharellales; Ceratobasidiaceae. Gene Ontology annotation, biological process: tRNA threonylcarbamoyladenosine modification; telomere maintenance via recombination.